This is a messenger RNA of Amphibalanus amphitrite, 1412 nucleotides long. RefSeq names its product arylalkylamine N-acetyltransferase-like 2. NCBI's taxonomy places the organism in Eukaryota, Metazoa, Arthropoda, Thecostraca, Balanomorpha, Balanidae. Gene Ontology annotation, molecular function: N-acetyltransferase activity. The transcript has 5 exons. The record is from RefSeq and is a predicted model, not a curated record. Bases 189 to 869 code for a protein of 226 amino acids.
UGGUUGUUUGCAAGGGCGGCUUCAGAUAUCGGCGAGACGCUGUUGAGAAGAGUCAGUACUCCGUGGGUCCACUGAGGGUUCCAGUAGAAUAUCCGGAGGAUAAAUAAAUUCAUUUGCAAUAUCUGCGUUGCUUUGAUCUGCACCAUCUACUUCGUUUCGUCCUGUACUUGCUGUACAACUGAAAUACCAUGGAGAACGGCGGAGACAGCACAGCGAAGAUUAAGUAUUGUUCUCUCGGGGACGCCCCGGUGAAAGAAAUCGAAGACUUACUGACACAUGGGUUUGCGAAGGAUGCAAGCUUUCUGGUGCUGUGCCGGAACUGCGAGGGCGGCCAGCCGGAGGACCAUCGUCCCUGGGUGAAGGAGGUCAUCAGCACACACGACUGGAGAGUCUCGCGAGUGGCGGUGGACGCCGCCACGGGCGCGGUGGCCGGCGUCUGCCUGUGUGACAUAUUCACAGCUGACCAGCCGACCCGGUCUCUCGAACCCCUGAUGCAAUACGACACCGAGGCGUGCCGCCUCCUUACUAAUUACCUUCACCAGAUAGAGGGUGAUUACGAUGUGCUCAAGGCUCUGGGAGUAGACAAGGCUCUCUAUUUGAGUAUGGUGGCCGUGGACGAGAGGUAUCGCCGUCAGGGCAUAUCACUUGAACUCAGACGUCAGUGCCUUGAGCUGGGUCGUCAGCAAGGCUGCCAAGCUGUUGUCGACGUCGCUAUCUCACCGUUCACACGCAAGGCUCUCACCAAGCUCGGCUUUGAGCGGGUGAAGUUCGUGUCGUUCACCCAGUCAGUGCUCGCUGGUGUUGAGAAGGUCGACCUGUCGGGCUGUGGACCCGACGAUGGAGCCGCUCUGAUGGUUCGCCGGCUAUAAAAGUGACUUCAAGGGAGCUUUAGAGAUCAUCUGGAGUGAGAUACAUAGAUGCCUCUCGGGUCUAGCUUAUCGUACUAGUUAGUCGUAGCGGAAUGAAUGUAUUUUAGCUUUAAAUGUACUGGAUGCUACCGGAUACUGUAUUUGCGAGUUAAGGAAAUGUGAAACUGAGUUUUGAUGGGGCUCAAGAAAACGCGCGUCGAUGUUUCGAUUGUUGCUUUUUUCGCUUUCACAGCUUGUAAUUUUGCUAAUGAGAGCUAUUGAGCUAGGCAUUGAUGACUGUAUUUUCUGUUGAUGUUGCAGCUCGAUUGGAUGAGACGAGAGAUAUAGGCGGGAGCUUUCUAAGACCGAGUGUUACGGCCUUCAUUUCUUUUAAUUUCAGCUACAAUGGGCUCUUUAAGGAUGCCGUCUGUGAUGUCGAUGACAAUGCAGAAAUCGAGCCCUGUGCUGCAGAAUCGUGUGUGUUCAUUAUACAGGGUGACACAAAAAAAGCGGUCAUCACCAAAAUUCGAAUAACUUCGGAAGUUUUAUUCAGACCAUCACCAA